This is a messenger RNA of Capsicum annuum, 994 nucleotides long. Its product is annotated as protein DESIGUAL 3. The record is from RefSeq and is a predicted model, not a curated record. Lineage: Eukaryota; Viridiplantae; Streptophyta; Magnoliopsida; Solanales; Solanaceae. Bases 232 to 750 code for a protein of 172 amino acids. The transcript is spliced from 3 exons.
CAUAAUCUCCAGCUAAUCUUUACUCAUAUAUCAUACAUACAACAUUAAGUAUAAGGUUUCUUGCAUCAAUCUCCUUUAUUCAGAUUCUCACGUUGGACUUCUCUUUUUUUUUGCUGUUUUGAUACAUUCUCUAUGUUUGUACAAACUCCUUAUAAAAGGGUUUCCUGUUUUUCCAUUAAAAUUAUCAGCCAUCUCUAAUCUGAUAUAUAGUAAUUUACUAGAUUGACAAAGAUGGCUAAGAACAUUGGCAUUCUUGUUUGCCUUCUUCUUGUGAUUUUAGAUGUUGCGGCUGGUAUACUAGGAAUUCAAGCUGAGGUAGAACAAAAUAAGGUUCAAGAAUUGAAGGUGUGGAUUUUUGAAUGUAGAGAUCCAAGCUAUGAAGCUUUUAAGCUAGGAUUGGCUGCAACAGUACUUUUGGUUCUGGCACAAGUUAUUUCUAAUCUGCUUGCUGGUUGUAUUUGCAUCCAGUCUAAGGAAGAGCUGGAUAAGGCCUCUUCUAACAAGCAACUUGCUUUUGCUUCCUUUGUAUUCCAAUGGAUUAUAAUGGGCAUUGCAUUCACAUUGCUGGUAGCUGGAACAUUGUCAAAUGGGAAGGCAAGAAAAUCUUGUGGCAUAUCGCACCAUCGUUUCUUGUCGAUAGGAGGGAUAUUGUGCUUUAUCCAUGGACUUUUCUCAGUUUCUUACUACAUCUCUGCCACUGCCACCAUCCAAGAAGAUAAGAAACUGAAUCAACCUGGAAGCCAUGCAUGAGUACCAAAAAUAUGCAACCCUCCGCUAACGAGAAUUAGAUUAACUCAGUACUCCAUACGAGAGAAAUGAAAGCAGAAUAUGUAUGGAGAACUCAUCGUAACCAAGUUCCAUAUAUUCCUUUUUAAAAAUUCUGAAUAUUUCAUGUAAUAUUUCUUGAAUUUUAUGCUGUUUGUAACUUUUUCUAGGCUCUAAUGUAACUUUUACUGGAUUGCUGAAUUAAACUUUCCUACAUAUUCAUUGUGAA